AAGCCACCACCUAACACUCCAUUCCCCUCUGCUCUCUCUCUUUCUAUGUCAUGAGUCGUCCGUACAACGCCACCUCCCGGCGGUUCCCUCAACCGCCGGGCAACAUGUCCGGUCACCGGCCUUCUCCUCACCAUUACCAACAACAAAAACCCAACCCCUUCUACAGAAACCCCAUCAACCACUACGGCGCCGGAAGCUACCAGUCUCCCCGGCGCGACCUCCCUAGUAUAACCCCAACCACCCGCCUCCCUUCGAACUUCGUGAUCAGCCUUCUACCCGACGGGACCGACCCGAAUUCCCGCAAAAUUGCUGACGUUAACGCUCUAAUUUCGGAAUGCGCAGCUCCCAGUUGCAGGCGCACAGUCUUCUCCACCGGCGCCGUCACUGCUUCAAUUCACAUCAGCGCCUGGGCCCAGGCGCGUUCUUGCAUGGCCAAGCUUUGGGAGCGCCGGCUGAGCGGCGAUCACUGCUUUACCCCGGACCUCCGCAGCCGAAUGAUGGUUCCUUCCGACUCCGAGGAGCUGCGGCGGGACCUCGGAGCGGUGUUCGCUGAUUAUGUUAGGAGCUUGGUCACCGGAGAGGAGGUAGGAAAGUUGGAAUCGGAGGUGGAGAGCAAGCUCGGUGAAAUUGAGGAGGUUUCUCGGCAGUUGAAGGCGAAGAAGGGGGUUCGGUUCGAUGUUUACACCGAGCUGAGUAACAAGAAGAAGGUACUGGUCUCGGAAUUGGAAGUGACGGAGAAGAGACUGAAGGAGUUUAUGGCGGCGAUGAGGUGCAUUUUGAAGUAUAUUGAUGGAGGGAAGCUGGAGGGCACAGCGGCGGAGGCAGAAGGAGUAGAUAUAGAGCCCUUUUUGCUGCAAGGAGAAGUUGAUUGGGUGAAAAUUCACCGGCUUAUUCUCAGGGAAAUUCAUAGGCUGCAGGAUGGACUCCCGAUUUAUGCUCACCGGAGGGAAAUUCUGGCCAGAAUUAGGGAUUCCCAGCAGAUCAUGGUUUUGAUUGGUGAGACUGGCUCUGGAAAAAGCACUCAGUUGGUCCAGUUCCUUGCUGAUUCUGGUAUAGGAUCAAGUCAGACUGUUAUAUGUACACAGCCGAGAAAGAUUGCAGCCAUUUCAAUUGCUGACAGGGUGAAAGGAGAAUGUCAUGGCUGCUAUAAAGACAGUAAUAAUUCUGUUCUUGCUUAUCCAACCUUUUCCUCCAACCAACAGUUUAGUUCAAAAAUUAUAUAUGCAACAGACCAUUGCUUGCUGCAGCACUUUAUGAAUGACAGGAAUUUGCCUGGGAUUUCUUGCAUUGUCAUUGAUGAGGCUCAUGAAAGAAGUUUGAGCACUGAUUUACUCUUGGCUUUAAUCAAAAGCUUACUGCUUGAUCAGACAAGAGACUUGAGGCUUGUAAUCAUGUCUGCAACAGCUGAUGCAGACCAGCUAUCGGAUUACUUUUUUGGCUGUGAUGUGUUUCAUGUAUCAGGGAGAAGUUUCCCGGUUGACCUGAAGUAUAUCUCUUGUGACAGUGAGGCCAGCACAUCUGCUUGGGGUCCUAUUGCCCCUUAUGUGCAGGAGGUUGUCAAGACUUCGAAGGAGAUUCAUAGAUCUGAGAAAGAAGGAACUAUUCUGGCAUUUCUGACUUCUCAACAGGAAGUAGAAUGGGCAUGUGAAAAUUUCCAAGCUCCAUCUGCUGUUGCAUUGCCAUUGCACGGGAAGCUUUCUUUUGAGGAUCAGUUUCGUAUUUUCCAGGAGUUCCCUGGGAAAAGAAAGGUCAUAUUUGCCACUAAUCUCGCUGAGACAUCAUUGACAAUUCCAGGGGUGAAGUAUGUGGUUGAUUCUGGGAUGGUCAAGGAGAGCCGAUUUGAGUCUGGAAGUGGAAUGAGUAUGCUCAAAAUUUGCAGGAUCAGCCAAAGUUCUGCCAGGCAAAGAGCUGGUCGUGCUGGAAGAACUGGACCUGGGGUAUGUUAUAGACUAUAUACUGAGCAUGACUAUGAAUUGAUGUCUUUUAAUCAGGAGCCCGAGAUUCGCAGAGUUCAUCUUGGUAUUGCAGUCUUGAGGAUCCUUGCCCUUGGAAUCAAGAAUAUAAGUGAUUUUGACUUUGUUGAUGCGCCUAGUUAUCAAGCCGUUGAUAUGGCCAUCAGGAACCUUGUCCAAUUAGGUGCAAUCAGACAGAGUCGUGGGCGGUAUUAUGAACUAACAGAUGAAGGUCGCUAUUUUGUUAAACUUGGAAUUGAGCCCCGGCUUGGUAAGCUCAUCCUCAAUUGCUUUCGUCAUAACCUGGGUAAAGAAGGCCUUGCUCUUGCUGCUGUGAUGGCUAAUGCUAGUAGCAUAUUCUGUAGAGUUGGCAGUAAAGAUGAUAAGAUAAAAGCUGACUGUCUUAAGUUGCAGUUUUGCCAUAGCAGUGGUGACCUCUUCACUCUGCUCUCUGUUUUUAAGGAAUGGGAAGCUUUGCCCCGAGAUCAUAAAAGUAAAUGGUGCUGGGAUAACAGUAUCAAUGCCAAAUCCAUGCGAAGAUGCCAAGAUGCUGUUAAAGAAAUGGAAGAAUCCCUUAGGAGGGAACUCAACAUUAUUGUCCCAACACUUUGGCUUUGGAGUCCUCAUAAAUCUACAGAUCAUGAUAAACAUUUGAAAAAGGCGAUAGUUUCUGCUCUUGUGGAAAAUGUUGCCAUGUAUUCUGGAUAUGAUCAAGUGGGUUAUCAAGUGGCAAUGACUGGGCAAACUGUCCGGCUACACCCAUCCUGUUCGCUACAAAUGUUUGCUGAGAAGCCAAGUUGGGUUGUUUUUAGUGAACUCUUGUCAACGGCUUAUGAUUAUUUGGUCUGUGUUACUGCCUUUGAUUUUGAGUCCCUGCCUACUCUUGACCCUCCUCCAUUGUUUGAUUUUCAUAAUAUGGAGUGUCAGAAACUGCAAUCAAAGAAAGUGACUGGCUUUGGGAUGUUACUUCUCAAACGAUUUUGUGGAAAGUACAACAGCAAUGUGCAGUCUAUUGUCAAAUGUAGCCAGCAUGCCUGUUCGGAUGAACGAAUCGGUAUUGAGGUGAACGUUGAUCAAAAUGAGAUCCAGCUAUUUGCUACUUCAGAAAACAUGGACAAGUUGUGUAGUAUUGUAGAGGAAGCUGUGGAGUAUGAGCGGAGAGCAUUACGUAAUGAAUGCAUGGAAAGACGACUCUACCAUGGAGUUGGAUUUUCAUCGUCUGUAGCACUUCUAGGAGCUGGUGCUGAGAUCAAGCAUGUGGAGCUUGAAAAGAGAUCUCUGACUGUCGACAUAUUUCUUUCAAAGGAUUUGGUUGAUGAUAAAGAACUUUUGAUGUUUCUUGAGAAAUCUACAUGUGGUACAAUUUGUUCGGUCCAAAAGUUCUAUGGCAGCCAAGAAGCCGAUGACCAGCAGAAGUGGGGUAGGAUCACAUUCCUUUCUCCUUUAGCUGCUGAAAAGGCAUGUCUGCUUGAUGGAGUUGAAUUUGGUGGAUCCAUGCUGAAAAUCGUUCCUUCACCAACAAGCCUUGGGUCAGAUAAUAAACUACUUUCUUUCCCAGCUGUUACAGCAAAAGUUUCUUGGCCUCGUAGGUGGAGUAGAGGCAUUGCAUUUAUUAAAUGUCAUAUAGAUGAUGUUGGUUAUAUGCUUCAAGACUUCUCUAACCUACUGAUAGGAGGAAGAUAUAUCCGCUCUGCAGCUGACAGACUGAAGGUCGACGGUAUUGUUUUAACUGGAAUCGAUAAAGAGCUUUAUGAAGGUGAUAUUAUAGACAUAUUAAGGACUGCUACGGAGAGGAGAAUUUUGGAGUUCAAUUUGGUGAAAGGUGAUCCUGUGGAAGAUCCUCCUUCCACUAGUUUUUGUGAAGAAGCACUAAUGCGAGAGAUCUCUCCCUUUAUGCCUAAGAAGAAUCCAAAUAUUAGCUGUUGCAGAGUCCAAGUCUCUCAUCCUGAGCCAGAUGAUCGUUAUAUGAAAGCGUUGAUUAUCUUUGAUGGGAGAUUGCAUUUGGAGGCGGCUAAAGCUUUGGAGCAUCUGGAAGGGAAAGUGUUGUCGGGUUGUCUUCCUUGGCAGAAAAUAACAUGCCAGCAGCAUUUGCUUCACAGCUCUUAUCAAAAACAAAAGUUGUUUCACAGCUCAUUGACCUGUUGUGCAUCCGUUUAUUAUGCCAUAAGGAAGCAACUGGAUUCUGUGCUUGCAAGUUUCAGGCAUUGGAAUGGUGUGGAAUACAGACUGGAGAAAGUUGGGAAUGGUUCGUGGAGAGUAAAACUAUCUGCUAAUGCUACAAAGACCGUGGUGGAGCUCAGAAGACCACUGGAAGAACUGAUGAGAGGAAGAAUCUUAAACCACGACAGCCUUACUCUAACAGUCUUAAGGCAUCUAUUCUCUCCACCUGGUAUGAACUUGAUGCGAUCAAUACAGCAGGAGACACAAACCUAUAUUCUCUUCGACCGGCGUAACUUCAAUGUCAGAGUUUUUGGUUCUCCCCGUGACAUUGCUGCAGCUGAGACGAAACUGAUAAAUUCUCUUCUGCACUAUCACGAAAGCAAGCAGCUCAAAAUCCACAUGAAGGGUGAAGAAGGUCAACCUCCAGACUUGAUGAAGAAAGUUGUAGACAAGUUUGGUCCGGACCUGAAGGGAUUAAAAGCGAAGUUCCGGGAAUCAGAAUUUUUGCUGGACACACGGCAUCAUGUCAUUUCUAUUUCUGGCAACUCAUUAGAGGUGAAGGACAGAGUGGAAGAAAUGGUUAGAGAGAUCGCAAGCAGUGGUGACCAAUCAUCCUCCACUGACCAUACUUGCAGCAGUGAGCGCUGCUGCCCAAUAUGCUUGUGUGAAGUUGAGAAUGGUUACAGACUCGAAGGCUGCUCACAUUUAUUCUGCCAGUCCUGUUUAGUAGAGCAGUUCGAGUCAGCAAUGAGAAAUAUGGACAGUUUUCCAGUAUGUUGUGCCAAGGAAGGAUGCAGAAUGCCGAUAUUGGUCACAGAUUUGAGGUCUCUUUUAUCCAGUGAGAAGCUGGAAGACCUUUUUAGAGCUUCUUUGAGGUCGUUCGUAGCUUCGAGUGGUGGAAUUUACAGGUUCUGUCCUUCUCCCGACUGCCCUUCGAUCUACCGAGCAGUGGCUGAUUCUGCUGAGACGGGUGCUGCUGCUGCUGCUGCUGGCGAACCGUUCAUGUGCGAGGUGUGCUUUGCCGAGACAUGUACGAGGUGCCACGUGGAGUACCAUCCAGAAGUAUCGUGCGAGAAGUACAAGGAGUACAAGGAAGACCCCGACUUGUCGCUCAAGGAAUGGCGCAAGGGGAAGGAGGAAGCCGUCAAGAACUGCCCUGUGUGCUUUUAUACGAUCGAGAAGGUCGAUGGCUGUAAUCAUGUGGAGUGCCGGUGUGGGAGGCACGUAUGCUGGGCGUGUCUGGAGCAUUUUAGUUGCAGCCAAGAGUGCUAUGCCCAUCUCCAGUCAAACCACAUCGUGAUGUGAGCGAGCUGCAUCCAUUGUGGGGAGUUAUCAUCGUGUCUAAUCUAAUGUAGGUUUAUCAUUGCCUGGGUAGCGCGGUUUGUACAGGGGGAGAUUUAGUGUUGUAGGGAGUAAGAACUAAGAAUGUGAGUCGCAGAGUCGGCAUAAUAUAUAUAGAAGUAAGUAAUCACAGACCAGAGCAUGUUUGCUCAGUCAAACUGAAAAUGUAUGUAGCCACCAUAUAUAAGUGAUAGUAGAAUGUUUCCCCUUGGUCAAUCUUGAGCUUGAGAUGAAAUAGAACAAAAUGAACCUAAUCCAGAAUUGCAAAUUGUCACAAUCAACCAAGGGAUUGUCUGUAGAAUCAGUCAGUUAUUUCAACAAUACGUCAUUCGCCUCCAGUGAUUUUGCUGGAUUUCUAAAGAGGUAUAUGUAAUGUACAGUAAAAGCAAGUUGCAAAAUAGCUUCUCAUUAGUGAUUUAUAAAUUACAUGUAUGUUUCUGUAAAACUAGGGUUUAGUCUGAAAACCAGUAGGUGAAACCAAGCACAAUUCCGGCACCAAAACAGAAAGCAAUGGCGACCAACCACGGCAUUCUCUCCCCUGCAUCAUCAUCAUCAUCAUCAUCCCCACCACUAGUGCACCUGGAGCAGGACUUGGUGGCGCCAUCUUUCAGCUCUGCUUCGAGCUUGAGAAUAUGGGCCUCGAGCAGCCUGGCCCAUCGGCGAUACGCAGACAGCUGCAAGGACUGGCCCAACAAGGCAUUGGACAGGCAGUCCUUCUCCUUCCCCAGGCUGUCGGAUCUCUUCUCGGCUUCUCUGGCCCGCGUCUGCGACAAUCUGACCGCUCUCAGGAGCUCCAAUUUCUUCUCGCCCUCGUCGUCGUCGCCGACUUGUUCUCGCCGCCCCAUCAUCGCGAAAACGCGGUUCAUCGAGGAAACGACGAGCUCGUGAUCGGAGCCGUGGAAGAGCUUGGAAGGCGGAGGGAGAUCGCAGUUCUGGAUCAACUCCAUCCCACCACCACCGCCAGCUCCUGAUUUCGUAGUAGAGGGCAAGGAACCCAUCUGGCGGCCGGUUGCCCAUCCAGCAGCCAUGGUGAUCACAAAACCCAAAACAAAAAAAGGAGAGAAUGAAUGGAGGUUUCGGUAAUUGGCAGUUGGCCGGCGAGAAAGAAAGGAAGAGGGAGUUGGUUGGAAGGGAAGGGAAGAUUGUGGGGUUGGAUUGAUGUUCUUGCCUGGUGAGAUGGCGUUUGGAGAAAAAGAAAAUUGAUG
Molecule: messenger RNA, 6658 nt
Organism: Linum tenue
Lineage: Eukaryota; Viridiplantae; Streptophyta; Magnoliopsida; Malpighiales; Linaceae
Source: the annotation of a GenBank genome assembly